UGGUACACGAACUAAAAUUUAUUGCCUUUCUAUGUCCAUCUCUUUCUAUAGUGUAAAGUGAUUAAAAUAUGGCUAUCCUGUUGUCAGAAAAAGGUAGCGGGGCCAAAUCAUAUUUUCGGCAUCCGCAGUAACACCUCGCCUCGUAACUCGAGGAGUAUAGAACGUUGACAUUCCUAUUACAUUCUCUAUCGAAUACGUACGCUUUAGUCUUAAGUUAUAACUUAAAACAAUAAAUAUGAAGAACAAGUACAGGAAUACGGACUCGUCAAUAAAAGCUGGUGAUUUGAUCCUCACUGAACAACCUUUCGCUUUUGUUUUGUCGUCGAAAGAACAAGGAAGCCGGUGCGAUAGUUGUCUUGAAAAGGGCAAAGUGCUGAAAUGUUCAGGAUGCCAGUUUGUCUACUACUGCGGCCGAGCGUGCCAGAGAGAUGCGUGGGCCGAUCACAAGUGGGAGUGUGCGAACUUCAAAAGGGUGGCUCCGAAAGUGCUGCCCGAUGGAGCCCGCAUGCUGGCCAAGAUCAUCAACCGCCUGUACCGAGGAGAUGGCCAUUCCUUCAGAUCGUUCUACUCCGGGACAUCGUUCCGAAUGUGGAAGGAUUUAAUGUCGCAUUACUCAGACUUAAAAGCCGAUACGAAAAGGAUGGAUCAUUUCACCUCUCUAUGCGUUGUGCUGUACGAAUUCCUAAAAGACAUAUCACUGCCCAACACGGUUGAACUUAUGGGAUUGUAUGGUAGGAUGGUAAUAAACAGCUUCAUGAUCCUAGACAUCGACAUGAAUUCCAUCGGGACAGGCAUUUACUUGGCGUCCUCUAUAUUGGACCACAGCUGUGAUCCGAACGCGGUCGCCACGUUUGACGGCAAGACUAUCAACAUUAGGGCUAUUAAGGACAUGUCAAGCUUGGAUUGGAAUCAGAUGCGAAUAUCAUACAUCGACCUUAUGAAGACGCCGUACGACCGACAGUCAGAGCUUCUACAGAACUACUACUUCUUAUGCCAGUGUGACAGGUGCAUGGAUGAAAAUCAGAUCAAGUAUGUGCACGGAGCAACUUGUCUAAACAAGCAAUGUGAUGAACCAGUCAGCAUUCCUUGGAAAGAAGACUGUAUAUUAGUCAGAAAGCCUGAGAAGAAGACGGAAGAAAAUGGAGAAUUGGCCACAGACAAUCAAACUGUGGAGAAAAUUGAUGAGAAUUCUGCCUUAGUUGCAGUUAAUGGCAAUGAUAGCAAAGAGGAUGCUUUACAUUGCAAAGAGUGUGGUACAAAGUAUACGGAGAAGCAUGUUGAUGUCUUUGUGAAGACCAUGGAGUUUACACAUGUGCAUUUACAGAAUAUGGAAAGGGCGUCUGUGGCGUAUGUGGACGUCUGCCAAUACUGCCUAGACCGGCAAGAGGGGGUGUUACACCCUCUGAACGUGAUGCACGCGCAGACACUGGACCAUGCCUUUGAUGCACUCAUACAGGUGCAGCUGUGGGAGAAAGCUUGCUUGUAUGCUGAGAAGCUCAUUCCUUGCUUUAGGUUCUACUACGGCGACAGAAAUCCCUUACUAGGCCUUCUGCAUCUGAAAUAUGGGAAGAUCUUGCUGUUCAAGAUGGAGGUCGAUAAAGCGCUGGCCCAGCUGAAAACUGCUGAAAAGAUAAUCAAGAUGACACACGGAGACAGACAUCCACUUUAUAAGCAACAGCUUUUACCUUUACUACAACAAGCAAUAAUGGAAUCGUGAAUUUGAAUUUUAGUGCCUGUAGUAAUAGGGGUCAUUUUAGUAUUUAAUGUGGUUUAAAUUUGAAACAUUGAAACUACAGCGAUAUUUUAGUGCAGUUACACAAGUUAUCUGUGUGUUAGGAACAUCUUUUUAGGAGUACAGUUAAGUUUUCAUUGGAAUUCUUUGCCUAGAACUUUCGAGUCACCAUUACAACUUCAUGAAAAUAUGCAAUAUGUCGUCUUUUUCAAUAAAACUGUACAAGAAUUUGAUAUAAUAUUUUUAAAACAUUAUUUAGCUUUUUGUGUCACUUAUGUAUUGAGGUUAGGGACAUUGUAAUUAUCUGGUGAAAUAUAAUGUAAUUGUGAUAAUUUUAAAUCUCUGCUCCCAUAUAACUAAGAAGCAUACUUAGAUGAAAACUAGAACAUCAGAUUAGAUAUUAAAGUGACCUUACCAUAAUGAUAAUUAUUGUCAAUUAUUUUAAUAAGUCACAAGGCUGUGUGUGCAAUAAAUUGGGUUAAGUUGUCGUAAUUAGAGCCUUUUUUAAAUAAAUUAAUUUUAAGUCUGA
Messenger RNA from Helicoverpa zea (corn earworm), 2261 nucleotides. It is a transcript of the gene Smyd3, whose product is annotated as histone-lysine N-methyltransferase SMYD3. NCBI's taxonomy places the organism in Eukaryota, Metazoa, Arthropoda, Insecta, Lepidoptera, Noctuidae. The coding region runs from base 236 to 1717 and encodes 493 amino acids. Gene Ontology annotation, molecular function: protein binding. The record is from RefSeq and is a predicted model, not a curated record. Gene Ontology annotation, cellular component: nucleus. The transcript is spliced from 10 exons.